AGACUGGGUUAUUUUAUGGUCUUUCAACGUGCAUGACUACUUUUAUACUUUUUCCUGUAAAGAACUCAAAGCGGCAGAUGAAGAACUUGAAACCGAAAAUAAGGAAAGCGGAACCAGGAAGUUUAAAGCGGCGGGACAAGCAGGGAAAAGGAAAAGUGCGGUAGAGGACACGGGCGGCCUCUCGGGUUGGCGGUCGGCUGACUCGGGUUCUCCCCGCGCGCCAGGCGGUUUUUAUUGAGCGCUCACACCCGCCGAGAAGCCGCGAAGCACGAAAGAAAAAUCCCCCGAGGCCAAGCAACUUCACUUUCAUUUUUUUGGUCCCCACCCAGAGGAGCCGCCCUCACGCCCCAGCCACCCCAACUCCUGAUCCCCCCUCCUUGGACGACGCAGCCAGAAAAGCCGGUUCCACCCAUGUUACUUCCGUGCAACCAACUCAGAAUGAAUUCGCCCACCCCUGCGCGCUAAUCAGGAUGUCUGCCCGCGGCCCGGCUAUCGGCAUCGACCUGGGCACCACCUACUCUUGUGUGGGGGUCUUCCAGCAUGGCAAGGUGGAGAUCAUCGCCAACGACCAGGGCAACCGCACCACCCCCAGCUACGUGGCCUUCACCGACACCGAGCGCCUCAUCGGCGACGCCGCCAAGAACCAGGUGGCCAUGAACCCCACCAACACCAUCUUCGACGCCAAGAGGCUGAUCGGGCGGAAGUUCGAGGACGCCACGGUGCAGUCAGACAUGAAACACUGGCCGUUCCGGGUGGUGAGCGAGGGAGGCAAGCCCAAGGUGCAGGUGGAGUACAAGGGGGAGAUCAAGACCUUCUUCCCGGAGGAGAUCUCCUCCAUGGUCCUCACUAAGAUGAAGGAGAUCGCGGAAGCCUACCUGGGGGGCAAGGUGCAGAGCGCGGUCAUCACCGUCCCGGCCUAUUUCAACGACUCGCAGCGCCAGGCCACCAAGGACGCGGGCACCAUCACUGGCCUCAACGUGCUGCGCAUCAUCAACGAGCCCACGGCGGCGGCCAUCGCCUACGGCCUGGACAAGAAGGGCUGCGCAGGCGGCGAGAAGAACGUGCUCAUUUUUGACCUGGGCGGUGGCACCUUUGACGUGUCCAUCCUGACCAUCGAGGAUGGCAUCUUCGAGGUGAAGUCCACGGCCGGCGACACCCACCUGGGCGGCGAGGACUUCGACAACCGCAUGGUGAGCCACCUGGCGGAGGAGUUCAAGCGCAAACACAAGAAGGACAUUGGGCCCAACAAGCGCGCCGUUCGGCGGCUGCGCACGGCCUGCGAGCGCGCCAAGCGCACCUUGAGCUCGUCCACGCAGGCGAGCAUCGAGAUCGACUCGCUGUACGAGGGCGUGGAUUUCUACACGUCCAUCACCCGCGCCCGCUUCGAGGAGCUCAACGCAGACCUCUUCCGCGGGACCCUGGAGCCAGUGGAGAAGGCUCUGCGCGACGCCAAGCUGGACAAGGGCCAGAUCCAGGAGAUUGUGCUGGUGGGCGGCUCCACCCGCAUCCCCAAGAUCCAGAAGUUGCUGCAGGAUUUCUUCAACGGUAAGGAGCUGAACAAGAGUAUCAACCCUGACGAGGCGGUGGCGUACGGCGCCGCGGUGCAGGCGGCUAUCCUCAUCGGGGACAAAUCGGAGAAUGUGCAAGACCUGCUGCUACUCGACGUGACCCCGUUGUCGCUGGGCAUAGAGACAGCUGGCGGCGUCAUGACCCCGCUCAUCAAGAGGAACACCACGAUCCCCACUAAGCAGACGCAGACCUUCACCACCUACUCAGACAACCAGAGCAGCGUGCUGGUGCAGGUGUAUGAGGGCGAACGGGCCAUGACCAAGGACAAUAACCUGCUGGGCAAGUUCGAUCUGACCGGGAUUCCCCCAGCGCCCCGCGGGGUCCCCCAGAUCGAGGUCACCUUCGACAUCGACGCCAAUGGUAUCCUUAACGUCACCGCCGCCGACAAGAGCACCGGUAAGGAAAACAAAAUCACCAUCACCAACGACAAAGGUCGUCUGAGCAAGGACGACAUUGACCGGAUGGUGCAGGAGGCGGAGCGGUACAAGUCGGAAGAUGAAGCUAAUCGCGACCGGGUGGCGGCCAAAAACGCCGUGGAGUCCUAUACCUACAACAUCAAGCAGACGGUGGAAGACGAGAAACUGAGGGGCAAGAUUAGCGAGCAGGACAAAAACAAGAUCCUCGACAAGUGUCAGGAGGUGAUCAACUGGCUCGACCGAAACCAGAUGGCAGAGAAAGAUGAGUAUGAACACAAGCAGAAAGAGCUUGAAAGAGUGUGCAACCCCAUCAUCAGCAAACUUUACCAAGGCGGACCUGGCGGCGGCGGUUCUGGAGCCUCUGGCGGACCGACCAUCGAAGAAGUGGACUAAGCUUGCACGCGAGUCAGCAUAAACCUCUUUUCCUUUCUCUCUCUCCCUUUUCAUUUUUUUCCCUUUUGUUUUUGUUUUUUUCUUCGAGAUGUCCGUGUGCCAAUCCGAGAUCUGUUGUUGGAAAUCUUUAGCCCGGUGUAUGCAUAUGAAAGAAAAGGUGCAACAACUUAGUUUAAUUAUAAAAGGUUAGUUCUAAAGUUUGAUUUUUAAAAAACAUUAUUUUAGGUUUCUCUUUAAUGCUUUUUGCGUGUAUGCUGACUAGCAUUUUUGGUUAGCUUAGUUUGUGUGUGGAGAUUUGAGAUGAGAAACCUAAAGUUGGCACACCUGUCCUAUAAAAGCUUAGAAACAAUAAAAUAUAUAGAAGCUUGAAUUGUUUAUUUUUAUGUACCACUUUAAGACUAAAGUGAACAAUGCAGUAAUGUAAAGGACAGGUAUACUCUUUGCAAACAAAUGCAUAAAUGCAAAUUUAAAGUAAAGCUGAAAUUGAUCUCAAA
Molecule: messenger RNA, 2872 nt
Organism: Microcebus murinus (gray mouse lemur)
Lineage: Eukaryota; Metazoa; Chordata; Mammalia; Primates; Cheirogaleidae
Source: RefSeq, a predicted model, not a curated record